This is a messenger RNA of Spirometra erinaceieuropaei, 1272 nucleotides long. The record is from the annotation of a GenBank genome assembly. Lineage: Eukaryota; Metazoa; Platyhelminthes; Cestoda; Diphyllobothriidea; Diphyllobothriidae.
AUGCAGGACGCCUGGACUGCUCGCAAAGCUGAAGAGAUCCAAGGCUGCGCGGACCGGAAAGAAUGGAAGAACUUCUUCUCUGCGAUCAAAGCUGUCUACUGUCCGCCGACGAAGGGCACUGCUCCUCUCCUCAGCGCCGACGGCAGUACUCUCCUGACUGGGAAGACGCAAAUCCUGCAGCGAUGGGCCGAGCAUUUUCGAGGCGUCCUCAACCGCCCCCCCCCCCCCUCCGUCAUCUCCGACGCCGCCAUCGAGCGUUUGCCGCAAGUGGAGACCAACGCGGACCUUGACCGUCCGCCAUCUCUUUAGGAGACCAUCAGGGCCGUGCAGCAGCUCCUCAGCGGGAAAGCACCCGGAUCGGACGCGAUCCCUGCUGAGGUCUACAAGCACGGACGUCCCCAACUGAUGGAUCACCUGACUGCGCUCUUCCAGGAGAUGUGGCGUCAAGGCGAAGUCUCGCAAGAUUUCAAAGACGCAACAAUCGUGCACUUAUACAAGCGAAAAGGGAAUCGUCAAAUCUGCGACAAUCACCGUGGCAUCUCCUUGCUGAACAUCGCCGGGAAGAUCUUUGCUCGCGUCCUUCUCAACCGCCUUAAUAACCACCUUGAACAGGGCCUUUUGCCGGAAAGCCAAUGCGGCUUCCGUCGUCAUCGUGGGACCACGGACAUGAUCUUCGCCGCCCGUCAACUUCAGGAGAAGUGUCAGGAGAUGCGGACACACCUGUACUCUACCUUCGUGGACCCGACGAAAGCCUUCGACAAGGUGAAUCGUGAAGGACUGUGGAAGAUCAUGCAGAAAUUCGGUUGUCCGGAGCGAUUCACUCAGAUGGUGCGUCAGCUGCACGACGAUAUGAUGGCGCGAGUCACGGACAACGGAGCUGUCUCAGAGGCAUUCGCAGUGACCAACGGAGUGAAGCAGGGAUGCGUGCUGGCGCCAACCCUCUUCAGUCUCAUGUUUUCUGCCAUGCUGAUGGACGUCUACCGCGACGAACGCCCCGGGAUCCGUAUCGCCUACAAUACGGACGGUCACCUGCUGAAUCAACGGCGGAUGCACUUCCAAUCGCGCGUAUCCACAACCACCGUCCACGAACUUCUGUUCGCCGACGACUGCGCCCUGAACACCACCUCGGAAGAGGAAAUGCAACGCAGCAUGGACCUUUUCUCCGCCGCCUGCGAGAACUUUGGGCUGGUUAUCAACACGCAGAGGACGGUGGUGAUGCAUCAACCGCCGCCCAACUCAGCCACAGACCCAACGCGUCGCAAAUCAACGUGA